This is a messenger RNA of Uncinocarpus reesii 1704, 216 nucleotides long. RefSeq lists its product as uncharacterized. Bases 1 to 216 code for a protein of 71 amino acids. NCBI's taxonomy places the organism in Eukaryota, Fungi, Ascomycota, Eurotiomycetes, Onygenales, Onygenaceae. The record is from RefSeq and is a predicted model, not a curated record. The transcript has a single exon.
AUGUGCCAAGUGUACUCCCGAAAUAGCGACGGUAACCCCGCUCGACUUCAGGCCUUCAUUCAUUUCGACUGCCAGGGAGUGGGUGACCGACCCCAGGGCCCAAAGACCCAAGAUUCCAAGAAAAUAAAAACUCACGCAAAAAAUAUGAAGAACAAAAAACGAUUUCGACACCGGCAGGAUUCGAACCUGCGCCUCCGAAGAGAUUGGAUCUCGUAG